Molecule: messenger RNA, 804 nt
Organism: Rhodofomes roseus
Lineage: Eukaryota; Fungi; Basidiomycota; Agaricomycetes; Polyporales; Fomitopsidaceae
Exons: 6
Coding region: 1-804 (267 amino acids)
Molecular function (GO): FMN binding
Source: RefSeq, a predicted model, not a curated record
AUGGCCGCCGAUAUCCCACCAUUCAACAGCUCAUUCGAGUACCGGAGCACGCUUUCGCCCAACCCGCAAUGGACUUAUGGUACGAAGGUGGCGGAUACGCCUGUGGGGAAGGCGUGGCUGGAGGGAGAGAAGGAUGGAUGGAAGGUGGUGGACACCGCAACGGAGGACAAGCUAAAGCUGUACCAGCUCAUGAUAAGCGGGAUUGUCCCUCGUCCGAUCGCAUUCGUCUCGACGGUGUCAGAGAGCGGGGUCGAGAAUCUCGCACCGUUCAGCUGGUUUAACAUGGUCUCGCAUUAUCCGCCCCUCGUUUCUAUCUCCUGCAGCGAUGGUCCGCAGCGUCUCAAGGACACGGCGGGCAAUAUCAAGGCCACCAAGGCCUUCACUGUGAACAUUAUCAGUGAACCCUUCGUCGAGGCCGCGAACGUCACCUCGGUAGAUGCACCCGAGGGCGUGAGCGAGUGGCCAAUCAGCGGGUUGACCAAGGAGAAGAGUAUCCACGUAAAGCCCCCGCGCGUGAAGGAGAGCGCGUUCAGCAUGGAAUGCGAGCUCUUCCAAACGAUCGACGUCGCGGAUCCGGAAAGUGGCGCACACACGACGACGCUGAUUCUCGGGCACGUCAAGUACAUCCACGUGCGCAAGGACAUAUUGAACGAGCGCGGGAACGUCGAUCCCGCAAAGUUGAAGCCCGUCGGGCGCAUGGGCGACAUCUCGUACUCGCGCGUCGGCGAGGGGUUCAGGAUCGCGCGGCCGGUGUGGGCGAACGAACAGGAGACGAUCAAGAAGGCGAUCGAGCGGGAGGAAUGA